Erinaceus europaeus (western European hedgehog) is the source of this 7165-nucleotide messenger RNA. RefSeq names its product carbamoyl-phosphate synthetase 2, aspartate transcarbamylase, and dihydroorotase (gene CAD). The record is from RefSeq and is a predicted model, not a curated record. The transcript is spliced from 45 exons. NCBI's taxonomy places the organism in Eukaryota, Metazoa, Chordata, Mammalia, Eulipotyphla, Erinaceidae. Gene Ontology annotation, molecular function: metal ion binding; ATP binding; carbamoyl-phosphate synthase (glutamine-hydrolyzing) activity. The coding region runs from base 192 to 6917 and encodes 2241 amino acids. Gene Ontology annotation, cellular component: cytoplasm; carbamoyl-phosphate synthase complex. Gene Ontology annotation, biological process: L-arginine biosynthetic process; 'de novo' pyrimidine nucleobase biosynthetic process; L-glutamine metabolic process.
GCCCCGCGCCGCCGCAGUGGGCUGUCGCCGAGCGCUCCCGGCUCCUGCGCGGUGAACGCCGCCUUCUCCGCAGCCUCCGGCGCCGCCGGCCACGUGGACCGAUUCCGCGCCGCCCCGCCCGCACCUGGGUCCCGCUCACCCGGCGCUGCGCCCCCGCCGCUCCGCUCCGCUGCGCUCGCACCGCCGUCCCCAUGGCGGCCCUGGUGCUGGAGGACGGGUCGGUCCUGCGGGGCCAGCCCUUCGGGGCCUCUGUGUCGACUGCCGGGGAAGUGGUGUUUCAGACCGGCAUGGUCGGCUACCCCGAGGCGCUCACUGACCCCUCCUACAAGGCGCAGAUCCUGGUGCUCACGUAUCCGCUGAUCGGCAAUUACGGCAUCCCCUCGGACCAGGUGGAUGAGUUCGGCCUCAGCAAGUGGUUCGAGUCCUCGGGCAUCCACGUGGCAGGAGUGGUGGUGGGACAGUGCUGCCCCUCGCCCAGCCACUGGAGUGCCGCCCACACCCUGCAUGAGUGGCUGCAGCAGCAUGGCGUCCCCGGCCUGCAAGGAGUGGACACUCGGGAACUGACCAAGAAGCUGCGAGAGCAGGGGUCUCUGCUGGGAAAAUUGGUCCAGGAUGGGACAGAGCCUUCAACCCUGCCAUUCCUGGACCCCAAUGCCCGCCCGCUGGCACCUGAAGUCUCCAUCAAGGCUCCACGUGUCUUCAAUGCAGGGGGUGCCCCUCGGAUCCUCGCUCUGGACUGUGGCCUCAAGUAUAAUCAGAUCAGAUGCCUGUGCCGGCGGGGGGCCCAGGUCACUGUGGUACCGUGGGACCACACAUUAGAUACCCAGGAAUAUGACGGACUCUUCCUGAGUAACGGCCCUGGUGACCCUGCCACCUACCCCGGUGUGGUGGCCACGCUGAGUCGUGUCUUAGCAGAGCCUAAUCCUCGUCCCGUCUUCGGGAUCUGUCUGGGACACCAGCUCAUGGCUUUAGCCAUUGGGGCCAAGACUUACAAGAUGAGGUACGGGAACCGAGGCCAUAACCAGCCCUGCCUACUGGCGGGCUCUGGCCGCUGCUUCCUGACUUCCCAGAACCACGGGUUUGCAGUAGAAACAGAGACCUUGCCCACUGGUUGGCUUCCUCUCUUCACCAAUGCCAAUGAUCAGACCAAUGAAGGCCUCGUGCACAACAAUCUGCCAUUCUUCAGUGUCCAGUUCCACCCAGAGCACCAGGCUGGCCCUUCAGACAUGGAAUUGCUCUUUGAUGUCUUCCUGGAAACUGUGAGAGAAGCUUCAGCCGGGAACCCCGGUGGCCAGACAGUCCGACAGCGACUGAUUGAGCGCCUCUGCCCCCCGGGAAUCCCCACCCCCAGCUCUGGGCUUUCACGCCCACGGAAGGUUCUGAUCCUGGGCUCUGGUGGCCUCUCCAUUGGCCAAGCUGGAGAGUUUGACUACUCGGGCUCUCAGGCCAUCAAGGCCCUGAAGGAAGAAAACAUUCAGACUCUGCUCAUCAACCCCAAUAUCGCCACAGUCCAGACCUCCCAGGGGCUGGCUGACAAGGUGUACUUCCUCCCCAUCACAGCGCACUACGUGACCCAGGUGAUCCGUAACGAGCGUCCAGAUGGUGUGUUGCUCACUUUUGGAGGCCAGACUGCUCUGAACUGCGGCGUGGAGCUGACCAAGGCAGGCGUGCUGGCUCGCUACGGAGUCCGGGUUCUCGGCACACCUGUAGAGACCAUCGAGCUGACUGAGGACCGGCGAGCGUUCGCCUCCAGGAUGGCAGAGAUUGGCGAGCACGUGGCCCCCAGUGAGGCGGCCAGUUCCCUGGAGCAGGCCCAGGCGGCUGCAGAGCGACUGGGAUACCCGGUGCUGGUGCGGGCUGCUUUCGCACUGGGGGGCCUGGGCUCCGGCUUUGCCUCCAACAAGGAAGAGCUCUCCGCUCUGGUGGGCCCAGCUUUCGCCCAUACCAGCCAGGUGCUGGUAGACAAGUCCCUAAAGGGCUGGAAGGAGAUUGAGUACGAGGUGGUGCGAGAUGCCUAUGGCAACUGUGUCACGGUGUGUAACAUGGAAAACUUGGACCCACUGGGCAUCCACACUGGGGAAUCCAUAGUGGUGGCUCCCAGCCAGACGCUGAACGACAGGGAGUACCAGCUUCUGCGGCAGACAGCCAUCAAGGUGACCCAGCACCUGGGCAUCGUCGGGGAGUGCAACGUGCAGUAUGCCCUGAACCCCGAGUCUGAGCAGUAUUACAUCAUUGAAGUGAAUGCCCGGCUUUCUCGAAGCUCUGCCCUGGCCAGCAAGGCCACAGGCUACCCACUAGCCUACGUAGCAGCCAAGCUUGCUUUGGGCAUCCCUCUGCCUGAGCUCAGGAACUCCGUGACAGGGGGCACAGCAGCGUUUGAGCCCAGCCUGGAUUACUGUGUGGUGAAGAUUCCUCGGUGGGACCUCAGCAAGUUCCUGCGUGUCAGCACAAAGAUUGGGAGCUGCAUGAAGAGUGUGGGUGAAGUCAUGGGUAUAGGGCGCUCAUUCGAGGAGGCCUUCCAGAAGGCUUUGCGCAUGGUGGAUGAGAACUGUGUGGGCUUUGAUCACACAGUGAAGCCAGUCAGCGAUAUGGAGCUGGAGACCCCGACGGAUAAGCGGAUCUUUGUGGUGGCGGCUGCUCUGUGGGCUGGCUACACGGUAGAUCGCCUGUAUGAGCUCACACGCAUUGACCGCUGGUUCCUGCAUCGGAUGAAGCACAUCAUAGCCCACGCCCAGCUGCUAGAGCAGCACCGAGGGCAGCCUCUGCCCAUGGACCUGCUGCAGCAGGCCAAGCGCCUGGGCUUCUCAGACAAGCAGAUUGCUGUGGCGGUACAGAGCACAGAGUUGGCUGUCCGCAAGCUGCGCCAAGAACUAGGGAUCUGCCCGGCGGUGAAGCAGAUUGACACAGUGGCUGCUGAGUGGCCCGCCCAGACAAACUACUUGUACCUGACCUACUGGGGCACCACCCACGACCUCCCCUUCCGGACACCUCACGUCCUGGUCCUCGGCUCCGGCGUCUACCGCAUCGGCUCCAGCGUCGAGUUUGACUGGUGUGCCGUGGGCUGCAUCCAGCAGCUCCGAAAGAUGGGAUAUAAGACCAUCAUGGUAAACUACAACCCCGAGACAGUCAGCACUGACUAUGACAUGUGUGACCGGCUCUACUUUGACGAGAUCUCUUUUGAGGUGGUGAUGGACAUCUAUGAGCUGGAGAACCCUGAAGGCAUCAUCCUGUCCAUGGGCGGCCAGCUGCCCAACAACAUGGCCAUGGCCCUGCACCGACAGCAGUGCCGGGUGCUGGGCACCUCCCCGGAAGCCAUCGACUCAGCUGAGAACCGCUUCAAGUUCUCUCGGCUCCUGGACACCAUUGGCAUCAGCCAGCCCCAGUGGAGGGAGCUCAGUGACCUGGAGUCAGCACGCCAGUUCUGCCAGACAGUGGGGUAUCCCUGUGUGGUGCGUCCCUCCUAUGUGCUGAGUGGAGCCGCCAUGAACGUGGCCUACACUGACGGGGACCUGGAGCGCUUCCUGAGCAGCGCAGCGGCUGUGUCCAAGGAGCACCCCGUGGUCAUCUCCAAGUUCAUCCAGGAGGCCAAGGAGAUCGACGUGGACGCCGUGGCCUGUGACGGCAUGGUGGUGGCCAUCGCCAUCUCUGAGCAUGUGGAGAAUGCGGGUGUGCAUUCGGGUGAUGCCACCCUGGUGACCCCACCACAGGACAUCACUCCUAAGACAAUGGAGCGGAUCCAAGCCAUCGUGCACGCCGUGGGCCAGGAGCUGCAGGUCACGGGGCCCUUCAACCUGCAGCUCAUUGCCAAGGACGAUCAGCUGAAAGUCAUCGAGUGCAACGUGCGUGUGUCCCGCUCUUUCCCCUUCGUCUCCAAGACGCUGGGUGUGGACCUCGUGGCCUUGGCCACACAGCUCAUCAUGGGGGAAGAGGUAGAGCCUGUGGGGCUCAUGACUGGCUCUGGCGUCGUGGGAGUGAAGGUGCCUCAGUUCUCCUUCUCCCGCCUGGCGGGCGCUGACGUGGUCUUGGGAGUGGAGAUGACCAGCACCGGGGAGGUGGCCUGCUUUGGGGAGAGUCGCUGCGAGGCCUACCUCAAGGCCAUGCUCAGCACCGGCUUCAAGAUCCCCAAGAAGAACAUCCUGUUGACCAUUGGCAGCUAUAAGAACAAGAGUGAGCUGCUCCCGACCGUGCGGCUGCUGGAGAGCCUGGGCUACAGCCUCUACGCCAGCCUGGGCACCGCGGACUUCUACACGGAGCAUGGCGUCAAGGUGACGGCCGUGGACUGGCACUUCGAGGAGGCAGUGGACGGGGAGUGCCCCCCACAGCGGAGCAUCCUGGAGCAGCUGGCCGAGAACCACUUUGAGCUGGUGAUCAACCUGUCGAUGCGCGGAGCCGGGGGCCGACGUCUCUCCUCCUUCGUCACCAAGGGCUACCGCACCCGGCGCCUGGCCGCCGACUUCUCCGUGCCCCUCAUCAUCGACAUCAAGUGCACCAAACUGUUUGUAGAGGCCCUGGGCCAGAUCGGGCCAGCCCCUCCUCUGAAGGUGCACGUGGACUGCAUGACUUCCCGGAAGCUCGUGCGGCUACCCGGCCUGAUUGAUGUCCACGUGCACCUGCGGGAGCCAGGUGGAACGCACAAGGAGGACUUUGCCUCUGGCACAGCCGCUGCGUUAGCUGGGGGCAUCACCAUGGUGUGUGCCAUGCCUAACACCCGGCCCCCCAUCAUCGAUGCCCCGGCUCUGGCCCUCGCCCAGAAGCUGGCGGAGGCUGGUGCCCGCUGUGACUACGCCUUAUUCCUCGGGGCCUCGUCAGAGAACGCAGGGACCCUGGGCCCUGUAGCUGGGGCUGCUGCAGGCCUGAAGCUCUACCUCAAUGAGACCUUCUCAGAGCUUCGGCUGGACAGUGUGUCCCAGUGGAUGGAGCACUUCGAGACAUGGCCGGCCCACCUGCCCAUCGUGGCCCACGCAGAGCGGCAGAGUGUGGCCGCUGUCCUCAUGGUGGCACAGCUGACCCAGCGCUCUGUGCACAUCUGCCACGUGGCGAGGAAGGAAGAGAUCCUGCUGAUCAAAGCCGCCAAGGCCCAGGGGCUGCCGGUGACCUGCGAGGUGGCGCCCCACCACCUCUUCCUGAGCCGCGAGGACCUGGAGCGCUUGGGGCCCGGCAGGGGUGAGGUGCGCCCUGAGCUAGGCUCCCGCCAGGACAUGGAAGCUCUGUGGGAGAAUAUGGCUGUCAUCGACUGCUUCGCCUCAGACCACGCUCCUCACACCUUGGAGGAGAAGUGUGGCCCCAAGCCACCCCCGGGCUUCCCAGGGCUGGAGACGAUGCUGCCUCUGCUGCUGACGGCUGUGAGCGAGGGCCGCCUCAGCCUGGAUGACCUGCUGCAGCGGCUGCACCACAACCCCCGGCGCAUCUUCCAUCUGCCGUCACAAGAGGACACCUAUGUUGAGGUGGACCUGGAGCACGAGUGGACGGUCCCCAGCCACUUGCCCUUCUCCAAGGCCCGCUGGACGCCCUUUGAGGGCCAGAAGCUGAAGGGCACUGUGCGCCGUGUGGUCCUCCGGGGGGAGGUGGCCUACAUCGAUGGACAGGUCCUGGUGCUGCCGGGCUACGGACAGGAUGUGCGCAAGUGGCCUCAAGGGGCUGUGCCCCAGCCCCCAUCAGCCCCCACCUCCAGCGAGAUGAGCACGACGCCUGAACGGCCCCGCCGGAGCGGCUCAGGGCUUCCCGACAGCCGCUUCCACCUGCCACCUCGCAUCCACCGGGCGUCCGACCCAGGCCUUCCAGCUGUGUCCCUCCGCCCGGGAGCUGGGAGCCCAUGGGGCAGCAGAGCGUGGGCUGAGGAGCCCAAGGAGAAGUCCUCGCGGAAGGCGGCUGAGCCAGAGCUGACGGGGACCCCUGACGGCACCUGCUAUCCUCCACCACCAGUACCUAGACAGGCGUCACCCCAGAACCUGGGGGCCCCUGGCCUGCUGCACCCCCAAACAUCACCCCUGCUGCACUCACUGGUGGGCCAGCAUAUCCUGUCUGUCCAGCAGUUCACCAAAGACCAGAUGUCUCACCUGUUCAAUGUGGCCCACACACUGCGGAUGAUGGUGCAGAAGGAGCGGAGCCUGGACAUCCUCAAGGGGAAGGUGAUGGCCUCCAUGUUCUAUGAGGUGAGCACACGCACCAGCAGUUCCUUCGCAGCUGCCAUGGCCCGGCUGGGUGGCGCUGUGCUCAGCUUCUCGGAAGCCACGUCCUCCGUGCAGAAGGGCGAGUCCCUAGUGGACUCCGUGCAGACCAUGAGCUGCUACGCUGACGUCGUGGUGCUCCGGCACCCCCAGCCGGGAGCAGUGGAGCUGGCAGCCAAGCACUGCCGGAGACCCGUGAUCAAUGCCGGGGACGGGGUGGGAGAGCACCCCACACAGGCCCUGCUGGACAUCUUCACCAUCCGCGAGGAGCUGGGGACAGUCAAUGGCAUGACGAUCACGAUGGUAGGUGACCUGAAGCAUGGCCGCACGGUGCACUCAUUGGCCUGCCUGCUCACCCAGUACCGGGUCAGCCUGCGCUACGUGGCGCCGUCCUGCCUGCGCAUGCCCGCCAGCGUACGCACCUUUGUGGCCUCGCGUGGCACCAAGCAGGAGGAGUUUGAGAGCAUCGAGGAGGCACUGCCGGACACAGACGUGCUGUACAUGACUCGGAUCCAGAAAGAACGUUUUGGGUCCACACAGGAAUAUGAAGCCUGCUUCGGCCAGUUCAUCCUCACACCACACAUCAUGACCCGGGCCAAGAAGAAGAUGGUGGUGAUGCACCCGAUGCCUAGAGUCAACGAGAUCAGUGUCGAGGUGGACUCAGACCCCCGAGCAGCCUACUUCCGCCAGGCGGAGAACGGCAUGUAUAUCCGCAUGGCUCUGUUAGCCACCGUGCUGGGCCGCUUCUAGGGCCUGGCCCCUCAGCCUCUUCUCAUAGGCCCAACUGCUGGGCAAGGAAUCCAGUGCCCCCCACGGGGGCAGCACACUCACCAGAGACUCUGGGUGUCCAGACAGCUCGUCUGCACACACAGCGGCUCCACAGUAGGCGCUGGACAAGCCAGAGCUCCAGGCGAGCCGAGGGCCGGUUGCCCACUGUCUCCCCCUCCCAACUGUACAGCCACUUUUCUACUCAAUAAACAGGAAGCAGCCUCGCCUCA